CACACCAAGUACUCCCCUCUCCUUCCUAGCUACCUAGCUACAACUUUAUUAUAUUACUCCCCAAAACCAACGACACAACCACUACUACUUCUUCUACUACAAACUCCCUCCCUUAGAUUCAUCGCUUUUUUUCACAACCCCAAAAAAACAAAAACAAAAACUAGCUAAGAUCGACCGCGUGCGACAAUGGAGACGGAGCUGAGACUAGGGCUGCCGGGAAACGGCGGCGGCGGCGGAGCCGGAGAUCAGGGAUCGGGCGAGGUGGUUCUGAUGAGGAAGAGAGGAUUCUCUGAGACUGAGAGUAGUACUACUACUAAUAAUCAUUAUCAGAAUAAUAAUAAUAAUGAUGAUAGUGUCAACAGUGCCAACAAUAAUGGUAUUCAUGUUGAUUUGAAGCUUAAUCUUUCUUCCAAGGAUAGGUCUGCCACUGAGACCAAAACCACUGAUGCCAGUAUUACUGAUUCUGACAAGGCAUCUAAGACCACCUCCUUCAUCCACAAGGAGAACAAUUUUCUUUCUGCACCUGAUCCUGCCAAGCCUCCUGCCAAGGCACAAGUUGUGGGAUGGCCACCGGUGCGAUCAUUCCGAAAGAACAUGUUGGCUGUGCAGAAUAAUAAGAGCAGCAGCAACAGCAACAGCAGUACUGACUCAGAAAGUGGAGCAGUGUUUGUGAAGGUGAGCAUGGAUGGUGCCCCUUAUCUCAGAAAGGUUGACCUUAGGAUGUACAACAGCUACCAUGACCUCUCUGAUGCUCUUACCAAAAUGUUCAGUUCCUUCUCUACCAUUGGUAACUGUGGAUCCCAAGGAAUGAAGGACUUUAUGAAUGAGAGCAAAUUGAUGGAUAUCUUGAACGGCUCUGAUUACGUCCCUACUUAUGAAGACAAAGAUGGCGACUGGAUGCUCGUUGGAGAUGUCCCUUGGGAGAUGUUCGUUGAAUCAUGCAAGAGGUUGCGCAUUAUGAAGGGAAAAGAGGCUGUUGGACUCGCACCAAGAGCCAUGGAGAAGUGCAAGAAUAGGAGCUAAGCUAUAUAUAUGUGGCACGUGCGUACGUACGUACGUGCGGCCUGCUCCUUUGAUCUCAUCGCAAUCAAUGAUCAAUGCAAUAAAAUCAUUAAGAUUAAUUAAGCAGACUCUUUCUGAAAGCGUGCAGAUGGAUUGAGCAGGUUGUUAGGGUCUUUAAUUAUUAUUAUUUGUAUUGAUUAAGAUAUAUAUGUAUGGUUUGAUAUAUAUAUAUAACUAAUGUGAGAAUUAUUAAUUUGGUUUUAUUUUCUUUUUUUUGGUCUUAAAUGUGGACAGAAACAAUCCCAAAGUUUUAUUAUGUUUCAAGAUACUGAUCGAUCAGCUAUGUUGAUUAAUGUGUGUGUUGCUUGUUUGUUUAGUCUAAUGGUUUGCCAAAUAAAAACAUAUAUGACAAUAUAUGUGUAUUAUGGUUUGUUCUAGUAAUUGUUAUUAUUAUUAUUAAUUA
This is a messenger RNA of Humulus lupulus (European hop), 1465 nucleotides long. RefSeq names its product auxin-induced protein AUX28-like. Gene Ontology annotation, molecular function: protein binding. The record is from RefSeq and is a predicted model, not a curated record. The transcript has 5 exons. Gene Ontology annotation, biological process: regulation of DNA-templated transcription. Gene Ontology annotation, cellular component: nucleus. Bases 187 to 1023 code for a protein of 278 amino acids. Lineage: Eukaryota; Viridiplantae; Streptophyta; Magnoliopsida; Rosales; Cannabaceae.